Messenger RNA from Engraulis encrasicolus (European anchovy), 4516 nucleotides. RefSeq lists its product as uncharacterized. Bases 209 to 3667 code for a protein of 1152 amino acids. Gene Ontology annotation, molecular function: cis-regulatory region sequence-specific DNA binding. The transcript has 14 exons. Gene Ontology annotation, biological process: snRNA transcription by RNA polymerase II; positive regulation of transcription elongation by RNA polymerase II. Gene Ontology annotation, cellular component: transcription elongation factor complex; membrane. Lineage: Eukaryota; Metazoa; Chordata; Actinopteri; Clupeiformes; Engraulidae. The record is from RefSeq and is a predicted model, not a curated record.
GCUAGUCAGGCCUACUCUGGGAGCAGCCAUUUUUCAUUAAAGUCUUACUGCUGGCCAAGGAUACGACAACAAAGCUUGGCUCCGACAACGAGAAUAUCAUGGAUUGAAAACUGCAAUUAUUCUUCCCCUGGAAACUCAUGGAUUGAAGCACUACAGUGGCUCUGUCACUGGGAACUCUGCACAGUUGAGAGAGCAGGGGCCACCCAGGAUGCAAGGGCGGCGUAAGAGCUUUGAGUGGGAGGCAGCGGCAGGUGACUCGAGCAGCAUAGGCAAGGACUCCCUGUCAUGGAGCGACGACGACGUGAGCUCAGCAGCAACCCCCGGCAAGCUGGAGGAGGCUUCUGGCAGAAGGGUCUCUUCACCGAGCCCCCUCCCACCCCAUCAGGCCGAGAGUGCUGGAGAGGCGAGGUCAUUAAAGCAGCGCAUGCGAUCUCUCCUCCCCAAGAGGGUGAGUAGCAUCUUUGAGAGAUGGUCGAAGGAGGAGGAGGGGGGCGGUGAUGGCAACUGCGGCGGCACUGAUGCUAAUGAGGAUGAUUACCCCUUCAGACACGGGGGAAUAAAGAUCCUGCCGAAUGGCACCAGGGUAAGCCCGCCCGUGACGCCUUACGUGGAGAGGCGCUGGGGGGACGCGGGGGGCGACUCGCUCAGAUCCAGCAGCAAGGGCUCUCAGAAACCCUUGAUAGCCGGCAGCCCUCUAGACAACAACAGGGCUUACGAUGCUCUGGAGGGCUCCGAGCUGACGAGCCUCCACCCGGCCGAGUACUACGCCGAGAAGCUGGAGGUGUACAAGAUGAAAUACUCGUAUCUGAAGUCGUGGCCCGGCCUGCUGAGGCUCCUGGCAGGCCUGGAGCUGCUCUUCGGGGGCAUGGUCUUGGCCUGUGUCUGCGCCUACAUCCAGAAGGACAGGGAGUGGUCGAACCUCUACACCCCAACUUACAUGCACAGCAGCUUCACGGGCACGGGCUCCUACUACAACGGGCCCAUGACGCCCUUCGUGAUGGCGGUGGUGGGGGUGGCGUGGAUAGUGACCAUCGUACUGCUGGUGCUGGGCAUGACCAUGUACUACCGCACCAUCCUGCUGGACUCCCCCUGGUGGCCACUCUCAGAGGGCCUCAUCAACGUGGCCCUGUUCCUGCUCUACAUGGCCGCCGGCAUAGUCUACAUCAACGACCUGAACCGCGGCGGGCUGUGCUACAUGCAGGUGGGGGUCAACCCCCUGCUGGCCAGCCUGUGCCGCGUGGACGGUGGGCAGAUGGCGGGCACGGCGUUCCUGUUCAUCAACAUGCUGAUGUACUUCCUCAGCUUCCUGGUGUGCCUGAAGAUGUGGCGGCACGAGGCCACGCGCAGGGCCCGGGAGGCUCUGGGCAGCACGACACAGAUACCUCACGGUGUCGACAUCGAUGUCGCUAGCAAGCCCAAGUCCAAGAGGAUAGCGUUCCAGGAUGAGACGGACCACCACCAUGACAGGAGGCCUCUGGAGAGCCACGUCCCUUUGGCAGCUGCAGCCCAGGUACCCGAGCCCCUGUGCGGAGCCAUUCCCAGUGGAUACGUCCCAAAGCCUCGGGUCAUUCCAGAUUACGUUAUGAAGUAUCCAGACAUCACUACGAUAGAGGACAGAGAACAGUAUAAAGCGGUGUUCAAUGAUCAGUACCAGGAAUACAAAGAGCUCCACAAAGACAUCAGCGCCAUGCUCGCAAAGUUCAGACAGCUGGAUGCCAUGAUGAGCAAGUUGCUAAGAGAUGUCAACACAGCGGAGAAUCAGCGGCGAGUUGCUGACAUGCAGAGACAAUAUCAAAAAAAGAAAAAUGAUGCCUCAUUUCUGGAAAAGAAGGAGCGUUGUGACUAUCUAAAAGCCAAGCUCAGCCACAUCAAGAGCAGGAUCAGGAACUUUGAUGAACAAAUGCCUGACGACUACAAGACAUGUUUACAUGUGAGUGGAUACAAUGACAGGUGCUCGGAGGUGUUUUUGGAGCAUUCACAAUUACACCAGUAUGAAGACGGAUACUUAAAGCCACACAGGUUCUUCAGGUCUCCAUGUACAUGCAUCAUGUAUGACCCAAGGCAUUACGACCGGCCUCCUGUAUACAGCCCACACUUCACCGCUGCCUCGGAUGGAUAUUACACAUCCAGAAGUGUGCACUCCUCCCCACACUACAGCCACCACUACACCACCGCACAGCCCGAGCCCCUGUACACGGACGGAAUUCCACAGCAUUUCUACAGGUGGUUCUCACCCCCGGGGAUAGUGAAAAUGAUGCAGGGGACCUGCGUACUUCUCUGCUUUGUUAUUUUUGCCUGCGUUGCCUCCACUCUAGUGUGGGACAUGCACGGCCUGGAGGCCAACGUGGGCGGCUACAUGGCAGGCGGGGGGUUCGGCUACGGCAGUGGGGUCGGGGUCGGCACCGGCUCCGGCUACUACGGAGGGACCUACGGGUACCACAGCUCCUACAUGACCCCUUACUCCGCAAAGAGCGCCAUGAUCUCCGUGGCUGCCAUCAACUUCAUCAUAGCCUUGAUAUUCCUGGUGGCCAGCUUCUCCAAGACCCGCACCGUGCACGGCCGCAGGUUCUACCUGACCGUGUUGGUGGUGGACGUGUCCCUUGCCAUCCUGCAGUGCAUAAUCAACAUCAUCUUUGUCAUCGGGGUCAACCCGAUGGCCCAGAGCUCUCAGAGCGUGCUGUACAACCCUAUACUGAUGAUGUGCCAGUCCCCACCGAGCACUAGCAUCAGUGGAGGUGCGGGGUCAGGAUUUCCUGGGGCGUAUCCCAUGUUAAACCAGUAUCUGCACCAUUACUGUUACAUGGACCCAGAGGAGGCUGUAGCACUGGUCUGUGGUUUGCUGGUCAUGGUGGCCCUUAUUACGGCUUCCUACUUCUCCUAUAAAACCCGCAGUAAGAUCUGGCGUCAUGGCAAAGCCAACAUCAUUUGGGAGGAGCUGUUCCGUGGCCCUGAGGGGAGAGAGGCGUCAGUUGACUGGCUGACCAGUUUGGGAAGCACUCUCCUGCCCUCGGCGGUAGUGGCGUCGGACAAGUCCACACCUGAUGUGAAGACAGAGGCCAGUGUGGUGUCAUACCCGGAGCGGACCGUCAGCGUUGUCAGUGGAAACACUUACGAUACUGUUUACACUGAGAACAUCCUCAGCGCUCCACCUGAGCCCCUGUACCAGGACAACGGGCUCGGUGCCGACGCUGACGCCUUUGAAGUAGCGGAGGUCCAGUGGAGCCCAGACCCCCCCUCCAGGGCUCAGGGCCAGGCCUCAGCUGCCCCCGGGGCCCCAAAUGGGGCAGGAGGGUACUCCACCACAGGCAUGGGGAAAGGCCCCCAGCUGGUGGAUACAGACAAUCUGACUAGUAUGUACCCAGAAAUAACCUCGGAUGCACAGCGUCAACAGUAUAGACGGGAAUUCGAUUUGGAUCUGGCCGAGUACAAACGUUUGUGUGCAGAGAUGGACGACAUCAAUGACCAGAUGAACAAACUGAGCAGGGAGCUUGACACCCUCCAGGAGGGGUCCACCAAGUUCCAGGCAGUUGCAGAGGAAUACAAUCGACUCAAGGACCUAAAACGGGCCCCAGACUAUCAGUCUAUGAAGCAGCAGUGCAAGGAACUGAAGCAGAAAUUGUCGCACAUCAAGCGCCUGGUGAGGGAAUACGAUGAGGGCUAUUCUUAGACGUGGAAAUGUUUUCGUGCUCGGAGGGCCGUCCGGCGCAACGCUGGCCCAUGACAGCCGGCCUCCCGCAGAGAACCUGACACUCGGUAUGACCUUUGGCAGCCCAGCCAGUGACGAGGCCCCUUGCAGACCUCCCGCCCUCCCUCCAUGGGACACGGUGGCUACACGGGCGUCGGAUGGUGGUGGUGUCUGCUCUGUCUCUCACUCUUAUCUUUCCAGCUGUGUGUAAGUAUUAUCAGCCUAGCAUAAUGGUUUCUAAAAACUUUUUAGGUCAAUUUUAGGACUAUGGGCUUAUCUGGAUGCGUCUGACAGCCAGAGUAGCAGUUGACAGUAUUUUUUAGAGAUUUGUGACUGGACUAAAUAGAGAUGGAUGGAAUGGCACGACACUUCUGUAGAUAAGCAUUUUCCUCUUUUCAAAAUUUUUUCUUAAAAAAAAACAGGCAGCGAUAAAGAAGUCAUGAAUUUAUUCACAUAUAUGUAUAUUUUGGAAAUUACACACAGGUCCUCUUGUAUCCUAAGUAUUCCUGUUCACUGUUAUGGUAUAUUAAUAAAAAAUUGUGAAUCAUGAGCAAUUAUACAUCAUAAAAAUGAUUUGUGUUCUUGACAACAAACAGAUGUUUUGAAUUUAAAUUUUGAUUUUAAAUGGCGAGUAAUGUAGUGUGUGUGUCUUUGUAGGUUGGGUUUAUCGUAAUUAAAGGCCAUUUUAUAAUGAGGUAAUUCUGAAUCAUAUUCAGGGUGUUUAAGGCAGACAUAAACAGGUAUGCCAUGGCUAUCUUGAAAAUGGCUGAACGUUUAGUAGUACACAAAGGGGAACAAGGAAACGGCAUGUUCUCAGUGCCAGAGCGUUAA